This is a messenger RNA of Cyprinodon variegatus (sheepshead minnow), 2140 nucleotides long. It is a transcript of the gene ctu2, whose product is annotated as cytosolic thiouridylase subunit 2 homolog (S. pombe). Gene Ontology annotation, molecular function: tRNA binding; sulfurtransferase activity. The coding region runs from base 125 to 1627 and encodes 500 amino acids. Gene Ontology annotation, cellular component: cytosol. Lineage: Eukaryota; Metazoa; Chordata; Actinopteri; Cyprinodontiformes; Cyprinodontidae. Gene Ontology annotation, biological process: tRNA wobble position uridine thiolation. The transcript is spliced from 16 exons. The record is from RefSeq and is a predicted model, not a curated record.
AAGAAGAAUGAGGCGGAGAAGCUGUGAGUUGUGGUGAUUAUUAAACAUCAAGACGGCACACCUGGACUCACCCGGUUCCUCCUGAGUUCUGCCCGUCCGGCUAGGCCGCCAUCGCUCUACUGCGAUGUGUCAGGUGGAGGAAGAGUACCACGAGCAGUUGGAGCGCGUGGACAGACUCAGCCUUUCCCAGAAAUGUAUGAAAUGCAAGGAGGAGCCAGCAGUGGUGGUGGUCAGAGCAGGAGAUGCCUACUGCAGGAGCUGCUUCAGGGAGAGCUUCAUUCAUAAGUUCAGAGCCAUGCUGGGGAAGACCAGAGUCAUCUUCCCAGGAGAGAAGGUCCUGCUGGCCGUAUCUGGAGGUCCCUCCUCCUGCUCCAUGCUCCGUCAGGUCCAGGAGGGUGUGGGCCACAACGCCCAUAAGAAGCUGAGGUUCCUGCCUGGGAUCGUUCACAUAGACGAAGGGGGCGCUCUGGGUCAGUCUAUAGAGAUGAGACGGAAGAAGACCUCAGAUCUCCAGCAGAUGUUCAGAUCUACUGGCUUCCCGUUCUACAUUGUCCCUCUGGAGCAGGUUCUGGACCUUCCUGGUUCCGUUCUGGUGGCUCCCUCGGCGCGGUCAGACCGACCGGAUUCUGCCUACAAGGCGGCUGUGGACCUGUUCCUGCAGAGCGGCGGCGGUUCGGACCCAGCGGGCCCUCGACAGGAGAAUGGUCAGGAGUCCCUGCUUGAUGUCCAUGAGUCUCGGACCCGUUUGCUGGAGCAACUGAUGGACUCAGUUCAAACCCAGACGGCUAAACUGGACCUCCUGAACACACUCAGGCAGCACCUGCUGGUCCAUACGGCGCGGAAACACAGCUACAGCAAACUGAUGCUGGGAGACAGCUGCACCAGACUUGCUGUGAGACUGCUGACCAGCAUCUCACUGGGCAGGGGGGCCCAGCUGGCUCAGGACACGGGUUUCUCUGACUGCAGGUACGGAGAUGUGGUGGCGGUCCGGCCCAUGAGGGAAUACUCCGCCAAAGAAAUCGCUUUCUACAACCACCUGUUCAAGGUUCCCACCGUGGCCGUCCCCAACCUGGAAACCAAGACGUCCGAUAAGUCCAGCAUCCAGCGUCUGACGGAGAGCUUUGUCACCAAGCUGCAGACAGACUUCCCCUCCACCGUCAGCACCAUCUACCGAACCGGGGAGAAGCUCCAGACGGCCUGCAGGUUCUCCUCUGCUGCUGAGGACUCGGACCGGUGCCUGCUCUGUCUGAGCAGCCUGGAACCUGGUGCUGAGGAGGCCUCGGCGCUCCAGGCCACCCUGCUGUCGGAGCGCCUCUCUCAGACCAGAGGUCCUCUGAGCUCAGUCCCAGUGGAACCAGAACCAGCUGCAGUGGGACGGUGCUGCUCCUCUGGACCCUGUGGGGGGGCAGACUGUAAUGCUGGCUGCUCUUCUUCUCCAACGGGCCCCCAGGUGGCCGGGAUGAGGAGCCUGCUGUGCUACAGCUGCCAGCGGACUGUCAGAGACAUGUCCUCCGUUCAUCAUCUUCCUCCUUACGUCCUGUCAGAGGCUCACAGAAGGCAGAAGCGGUCUGCGAUGAAGGAGCAGAUCAGCCAGUUCCUGCUGGACGGUGCUGAGGAACACGACUAGAGACGACGAAGAUGGGAUGAUUGUUUUAUCCUUCAUUAAUUUGAUCAAUAAAGUGGAUGUUUCCAGAAAGCAGCCUCUGUGGAGCUUCAAUGUUUCAGCGGAGAACGUAGCUCAGUGAAACGCCAGGAUCAGAAAGAGCUCCAUGGUUUUCCUCACAGGUUUGAUUCUGAUGUGAAGAUGUGGAUGAAGUCAUGGAGGAGGAAGAUUCUCAUGGAAAACAGACCCAUUGGAUCUGCCUUUUUUUUGUACACCGAAUAAAAAAAAAAUUAAACAAUGAAAAUUCCUUACACUGAAUUUUUAUCUAGUGAAAUUUCAGCUGCAAAAAAAAAAUCCUCUGCAAAAAUAGCUAGAAGCUGCUUGACUGCAUUAAGUGUAGAUUGCUUUAGCUUGAGUUCACCAAAAGGUCAACACAUUUCGGAUAGAAUUCUUUGCAGGCAAUGUUUUUUGCAGCUGAUAAAAGUUCAGUGGUUAAAAUUCAGUGCAUAAUAAAAAAAAAAAAAAUGCAGAUUCCAG